AUGGGUAUGGAUUCACAAAUCGCUCGGCCGUUUCACGUGUUGAAGGUCAUGGAUAUCAUCCAAGAGCAGCAGAGCACGCACUUUCGAAUUCAGUUUGCCUUGACCAUGUCAACUCCUUCAUCCUCUCAUUGGCGCUCUGCCAUGCUCUACCUCCUUGUGGUAUUGCCGGUGGUGUCGGCCGGCAGCAUCACCAACAUCACCGUGGACGGCAACUCCGCGUUUGACAACCAAAUCAACAAAAUCCUCCACUGGGAUGGCACCCGCGAAAGCCUCGGCAUCGGCCCCGACGUCAUUGCCGGCAUUGCCAUCGCCGCGGGUCUCGUCUUAACCUUCUUCGGGCACAAACUCAUUCGACCGGCCAUGUUCCUCGCUGGCUUUGCCAUUGGCUCCAUCUUCUGCUUCAUCGCAGCCGAAAAGAUCUUUCGCGAAAAGGAGUACAUGGAAACCGCUUGCUGGAUCUCAUUUGCUGUCGGUGGCCUGAUCGUUGGAGCGUUGGUGAUUUGCCUGUACAAACUCGGCAUUUUCCUUGUUGGCGCGUACGCUGGUAUGCUUCUGGCGACACAGCUCCACACGUCCUUUGGGUAUGCCAUCUACCCGUCGGACCCGAAGAUUGUGUUGAUCGUCCUCAUGGUCGUGUGCGGCCUCGUCUGUGGUUUCGUGGCCGUGAAGCUUGAACGCCCGGCUUUGAUCAUUGCGACGGCGUGGGCUGGUGCGGUGAUGUGUGUGUGGGGCAUUGGGUUCUUUGCAGGGUACUAUCCCAAUACUACCAACUUGAAGCAACACGCCGAUGCCAAGGGCGACUGGCACGUGAAUGUGCCUAACGAGUGGUGGGGCUACUUGGCUGGCUCGGUGGCGCUGGCGCUGCUUGGCAUGUUCAUUCAGUUCCGUCGCCGCCCCGCCGGCCAAGAGUCAGCGGCGGCGGCUGCUCCCCGGUAUGUGGAGGUAUCGACCCCCGCGAAAGGCGACCCCAUCCGUCAUGCGUAG
Messenger RNA from Aphanomyces astaci, 984 nucleotides. RefSeq lists its product as hypothetical. The transcript has a single exon. NCBI's taxonomy places the organism in Eukaryota, Oomycota, Saprolegniomycetes, Saprolegniales, Verrucalvaceae. Gene Ontology annotation, cellular component: plasma membrane. The coding region runs from base 1 to 984 and encodes 327 amino acids. The record is from RefSeq and is a predicted model, not a curated record.